Messenger RNA from Paramecium pentaurelia, 692 nucleotides. The record is from the annotation of a GenBank genome assembly. NCBI's taxonomy places the organism in Eukaryota, Ciliophora, Oligohymenophorea, Peniculida, Parameciidae.
UAAUGAAAUAUUCUUAAACAACUGUAAAUGUGUUCAUAGACAUUAGCUAUAAAACUCGGCAUCCUAAUUUAAUAUUCCUGUUGGCAGAAGUGAUUCCUAAAACUGGAAUGAUGUUAAAAAGGGCAUAAGAGAUAAGGUUUACUCAAAGGUUUAGGGAUUCGAGAAUUAGAAGUUUAUUUAAAAAAGCGAAUUACUUUAUAAUUUUAAGAAUCAAGAAGAAAAGAAUUCAGCUUAACCUUUAUCUCAUAGAUAAUCAGCUAAUCAUUUAAAAAAUUUGAUGGACAACAAAUUUCCAAAAUAAGAAUCUCCAAUUAAAAUGGGUUUAACUCGUGCAAUUUACUCUCCAAGUUAGAAACAAUAUCAUCCCUUAGAUGAUAUUUAAAUAAAGCAUAAUUAUUAAAGUGCAUUUGGUUCUGCAAUAAAUAAGGAAAAGGUCAAAAUUUAAUCUUCAAAAAAAGAAUAAUAAUACUCCUCUUCAAAACCAUUGACAGAUUUAUUAGAUAUGAAAAGAAAUAAAGCAGUAACAGAAAGAGCAACACUUGCAGAAAUUAUAAGAAUUUCAAACCAUCUUCAAGAUGUUUAAUAAGCAGAAGCUACUUAAUUAAGUAGUGCAUAUUUAUAAGAACUUAUAAGUUUAUAAUAAAAUAUAGGGAAAGUACUUAAAAAUACAUCUAAUAAAGUUUACAAAUGAG